AUGAAUUCAGUUGCCUUGGUGUUGACAUUCUUCUGCCUAGUCUCGGCUGGCGGAAACAAGAAUGUUCUGUUCCUUGUAGUGGAUGAUCUACGGCCUCAGCUGGGAAGCUACGAAGAUCAACAUUUCCCAUCCCCGACCCACCCUAAGAUGCACACACCCAAUCUGGAUGCCCUUGCAAAGAAGAGUCUGCUGUUGACACGAGGCUAUUGUCAGUACGCUUUGUGUGGGCCCAGCAGGGCGUCAGCGUUGACUGGGAGAAGACCCGACUCAACUCACGUUUAUGACCUUCGACGUUACUGGAGAGAAGUGGGAGGGAACUUCACCACUAUCCCCCAGUACUUCAAGGAGCAUGGCUACAAUACUAUAGGGAUGGGGAAGAUCUUUCAUCCUGGCGCUUCAUCUGGAGACAAAGAUCCUAUUUCUUGGUCUGAUGGGAAGCCCAAUAUUGAUUUUAUGGGAUACACUACACCAUAUGAUGACAACACUCUGGUAAAAGCUAUUACUGAAUCGGAGAUACUCAAAAAUCCUUUGAGUGAAACUAUGCUUGCCAACCAUGCAAUUGAUACGCUGAAGAACGUUUCUCACAAGGCAAAAUCUGGACAACAGAAUUUCUUUGUAGCUGUUGGCUUUCAAAAGCCACAUAUUCCUUGGCAUUGCCCUGCAAAAUACCUAAACUACUACCCAACGUAUUCUGUGAAUCCACCGUCAAAUAUGUACCCUCCAAAGAAUAUGCCUCUCGUUGCCUGGCAUCAGUAUAACAAUUUGGGUAAUUACGAUGACGUGAAAGCAUUGAAUUUGAGUAAUGUGGGCGAGGUUGGAUUCAAUUUUCCAAAUGACACGGUUGUACAAUUUCGCCAAGCCUACUACUCAUGUGCCAGUUGGAUUGAUGACGAGAUUGGGCGCAUCCUGAAGACUCUGGAAGACGAAGGACUGGCUGAUGACACUAUUGUCUCCUUUUGGGGUGAUCACGGCUGGGCACUGGGAGAAAAUGGAGAAUGGGAGAAACAAACCAAUUUCGAGAUCGCAACACAUGUACCUUUUAUGGUUCGAGUUCCUGGUCUCACAGACCAUGGCAUCAAGACAGACAAACUCACUGAACUGGUGGAUCUAUUCCCAACGCUGGUUGAAGCUGCAGGAUUACCCAAGCUCGAUAGGUGCCUAUCAUAUGAACACAAUGUUAAGGUUUGUGCAGAAGGUGAUAGUAUGAUGCCGCUGAUGACAAAUCCCAACGAUGGCAGUUGGAAGCAAGCAGUCUUCUCUCAGUAUUCUCAUAAUCUAGAUGACAGUGGCCCAUACAUGGGGUACACAAUCAAGACAGAUAGAUACCGUUACACAGAAUGGCCACAGUUUGACUCCAACCUCUACCAACCAGACUGGGACAAACAGCAAGGCGCUGAAUUGUAUGACCAUCAAAUUGAUCCCUGGGAAACCGAGAAUAGAGCCAACGACCACGCUUACCUUCACACACGUCAACAGCUCAGCUGGCAGCUGCGGGCGGGAUGGAGAAACGUCGGUACUCAUGGAGGACCAUUGGUUGGUUGA
Molecule: messenger RNA, 1542 nt
Organism: Haliotis rubra (blacklip abalone)
Lineage: Eukaryota; Metazoa; Mollusca; Gastropoda; Lepetellida; Haliotidae
Product: iduronate 2-sulfatase-like
Exons: 1
Coding region: 1-1542 (513 amino acids)
Molecular function (GO): iduronate-2-sulfatase activity
Source: RefSeq, a predicted model, not a curated record